AUGUUAACUAUACUCUUAGAACAUGGUGUUGAUAUUUCUUGCUUAUCCAUGCUUAGCGAAGAAAUGAUUAAAGAAAUUGUACCCAAAGUUAGUGACAGAGCUAAGCUUAUUACUAAUCUUGGCGAAUGGAGAAAAGUAUUAGAACUAGCAAAUAACAGAACUGAAUACAUGGACUUGAAUAACUCUCAAAUAACUCCAAUAGACAUUAAUGUUUUGCCUCAAUUACCUAAUGAGGAUUUAUCUUCACUGAACAUUGAUGUUUCGUUGGGCCAUCCACAUCAUCACAAGGUCCCUAAACUUCUGGAUUUUUUGAAAAGUACAACAGAAGGUAGAUCAAUUUUGUCUGCGUAUAAAGACUUGUUAGAUAACGCCGGAAGAAGAAAGUUAUGCAAUUUAAUUGUUAGGAGGGAACUACAAGACAAUCCAGAAACCCCAGUUAAGACCCAAAGACUGCUCUUUCUCGCACAAGAAAUAACAGAAGUGUUUACCAAGGAACACAUCAGUACAUAUUUUAUUCCCUACAUAAACUAUGGUCCUUAUCUAAAGAAAGCAGCUAAGGGAAAAUUACUGGAUUGUUUCAACAACCGAAAAAGAGAGUAUAAGAAAGCUGGUCUAAUCGUUGCUACUCCAAGAUAG
Metopolophium dirhodum (rose-grain aphid) is the source of this 636-nucleotide messenger RNA. RefSeq lists its product as uncharacterized. The record is from RefSeq and is a predicted model, not a curated record. The coding region runs from base 1 to 636 and encodes 211 amino acids. Lineage: Eukaryota; Metazoa; Arthropoda; Insecta; Hemiptera; Aphididae. The transcript has 5 exons.